AAUCCACGGCUGACACCACAGGAACCAUCAUUUCAAUACAGUGGUACAGUUGGCGUAAUGGUGGACAAAGGAUCUUAUGCAUGGGGAAAUUUCACAAUGGAAAGAGAGGAAGAUCGGACGUCAUUUCUGGUCAAAGUGCCGACAUUUAGGCUAGAAUGUACAUCAAGUCCGCCAGAGAGAACGGAACGAUUGAGCUGA
Gongylonema pulchrum is the source of this 198-nucleotide messenger RNA. Lineage: Eukaryota; Metazoa; Nematoda; Chromadorea; Rhabditida; Gongylonematidae. The record is from the annotation of a GenBank genome assembly.